AUGCUAUGUUAUGUUUUUACAAUAUUAACACUGUGUCAAUUUAUUACUAUGGAUAUAACUACAGAAGAAGUUCAGUAUCUUAACGAAUUGUCUAUAGACAAGCUGUUACAAUUAAAGAAUUCGUUAAAGGAUUUUUCCACAGAAUACGAUAAUGUGACUGUCACACCGUCUGCAAAUAUUGAAAAUUUUGGCGCACAAGCGAUGGCUUUUAAAGCCCCACCUAUAAAAAGGAUGGAGUAUGAAGGCCUAUACAAAAAAGGCGGAUACGGCAAAAUCAGUAAUAUCUUCUCAAUAUCAGUAACAACGUUAGCUUUUCUGGCGUUUGGUGGCUAUUUAUUAUGUCUUAUUGUGCAAGCUGUGAAAUCAAAACAGAAUACAAUCGUUACAACUCCGACACCGACAUUGUUCGUUAACUCUGGUAUCAAGAGGCCUCAAUCCACUUUUAGUUCAUACGGACGACGGAGGAGAGAAAAAAGAGGCUUACACGAUAUAGAUGUUCCUCCUGAGGAGAUGUUCUCUGCGCUGUUGAGUCUUUGCGAGGGUUACGCUAAAUGGAGCAGAGGGCAUAAACUUUAA
This is a messenger RNA of Nymphalis io (European peacock), 576 nucleotides long. RefSeq lists its product as uncharacterized. The transcript has a single exon. The record is from RefSeq and is a predicted model, not a curated record. The coding region runs from base 1 to 576 and encodes 191 amino acids. NCBI's taxonomy places the organism in Eukaryota, Metazoa, Arthropoda, Insecta, Lepidoptera, Nymphalidae.